Messenger RNA from Physcomitrium patens, 2677 nucleotides. RefSeq lists its product as uncharacterized. NCBI's taxonomy places the organism in Eukaryota, Viridiplantae, Streptophyta, Bryopsida, Funariales, Funariaceae. The record is from RefSeq and is a predicted model, not a curated record.
UGUACGAUUGAGAGUCCUACAUCGACAACUCCAAGAUGAGGAGGGUACAUAGAUUGGCGCCGCAGUGUGACAUGCUGGAGCUUGUACCACCGCGUCGCUCUCAAGUGUUUCUUGAAUGGCAAAUGAGGAAUAAGGAAACAACGCAACUUCUGAACCCUAAGUCAAAGGACCGUCUUCACAUCUGGCAGAAAGUGAACCGUGAUCGCGACUUGAACAUUCUUGAGGAUUACUAUUGGUUUUACGAAGAAUGGGAUCGGAUCAACAAUAAGUUCGUGAAAUUGUUCAACAAAACAUUUCCAGAGCUGCUGAUGGAACGCAUUCACCACUAUCGAAUCAAGAUGGAAAACGCUAUGCUUGUUGCCGCCUGCAUACGAACUGCCUCCGAGGGAGAGGACGACGACCCGGACCAAUGGAUGAAAUCUUUACGCAAAUAUCCUUGGGACCCCAUGGCAAGCGGCACACCAAAAUGUGAAUGGGAUAAUGGUAGAACAUCAUCAGCCACAUUAAAUGACACUAAAAUGGAAGUCUCUUCUACCAACCACAUAGGAAGAGCAGACAAAGAUCCUCCAAAUUUUCAGUACUUCAAGGAUCAAUAUUCUUAUGUUGGAAAAAAACAAGAGAAUUGGACUAUUUGGGAGAAAUUUUGUUUUAAAAUGGAUGCUGCUCUUAAAAAGUUGGAGGCUCACUAUCCUGAUUUCACAGGGUUGCUGGUUUAUGGGAAGAGAUUGAAGCCACCUUUAAAUCAACCGCAUCCCACAUCUUCUAUCUGUAUUGAACCAAGUGUGCAACCUAAGAAACCUGCUGCCAUUCUUGGGCCAGCUGCCACUAUCAGCUUGAAUUACUAUUUCAUUUUAAACCAAGUUGGAGAACUAAGCAAAAGGACUGUUACACUGGAGAAUUGUGGUGAGACAGUUCUCUUUUAUACUUGGAGGCAAAGACCAAUGGAAUCCCUGACCAGGUCCUCCAAAGCUUGUUUAGGUAUACAUAAAACUAAUUGUCACAUGUUCAGUGUAGUCAAUUCAUCAGGAAGCAUACAAUCCAAUGAGGUGAAGAAAUUUGACUUCACAUUCAAAUCCCAUGUCCCUGGAGUGUUUUUGGAGAGUUGGGUUAUCUGUAUUGCUCCCAAACUACCACUUUGUUGGAGUCUUGAUCCUGUCUUCUUUAAGGGAGUUGCAAUCUCCGAAGACCAUGUUGACAAAUUAGGAGAGAGGCUAUCAAUGAGACUGUAUAAUCAUGAAAUGAUGAGUGGCAUCAAUGAAAUUGUAAUGGACAUACUCAACCAAGCAGCAAGGACUUCCCAGGCUGCAGAAGAGAUGCGCAACACUAGGGAUUAUAUGUUCUCUAACAAAGCAUUGAAUUUCUUACAGAAGAAUGUAGACUUGGAGCCCCCCGUGUUCUAUGCUCCAACACGGUACAAGAGAAUAGAAGCAUUGGCAAUGGUUGUCAAAGCAUGGGAAACUUGUGAUCCUAGUCAACCAAGAACAAAACAAGCAGCAGCUGCACCCGGUGCUCUUCCUUCACAAACAUGGGGCCUCCCACUGAUUCCAUGGGCAUGGGAUGGUUCUUUCUCCAGCAUCUCCACCGGUAUUGAACAAGCUGCUAUGAGUGAGAGAAUGAGACAACAUUUUCAAAGUGAAUUACAAUCUUUGAAAGAAUUGGUCCAAAUUCCUCCAGAUCACAGUGUGUUAUGUCAAGCUGCUAUAUAUAAGAUGUUGAAGAGAGCUUCUGAUCAUACUGGAGAUGUGAUAACCCAAACUUCCGAAGAAGUUGGCACACGUAUGGUUGAAGGGCUGAUCCAAAAUUACUCCAAGAAGCAGGACCAAGGUCACCCUCACCCAGAUGCUCCAGCAAUUACCACAACAGCAAAACAGUCUAGAGCUACCAAACCAGAAAGCAUGGGGGUAUCUUCAAGACAAAUACAAUCUGAAAAAGCUUCCUCAGAUGCAAUCAGUCUUGAAUCAAGACAAGACAGACAGGAGAUGUUAGAAAUGUGCUUCAAAUGGCUCCAAAUUUGUACUGAAAUGCGAUUGUACUGGGAAAAAGGCAUUGAUGAUUAUGAAGAACAACUUUCAAAUGAGCAAAGCCAUCUCAAGAAACUAAUAAAUCAACGCAUUUUGGAACUCAUUCCAUUUGUAGAUGAGACAUCUUCAUGGGAUAGGUUUGCAUUGGAAAGAGCAAAACAACAAUUACUACAAGAAGAAUAUAAUACAAAAUAAUAAAAUAUAUAUAUAUAUAUAUGUUCAUUUAAGUUCAAACAAUCACACUAUGUUCAAAACCACCACAUCAAUCCUACAUCCUAGAACAAACAAAAUAUGCUCCAAACUAAUGAAAUUGAACAAGAAAAAAUCCAAGAAAAUGGUUCAUAACUCAAUAAGUGAAUAUUAACAGCUUGGACAGGGUCAAUUGAGCUGAAAAAAUAACAGUUGUGAUAUCAUUGAUGUAAUUGGUAUAAACUUUUGUGUUGGUUGGAUAUGGUUUUGUGCGUCAACAAGGUCUUCUUUGAUAAAAAUCAGAUGUAGUUUUGUAGUUGUUUAUAAUAUUAGGUAGUUGCACAAUUGUCCAAGUUGUAGACCUUGAUUUCCAAUAGGAUGGAGCUGCAAGUUUGAUAUUCCACUUAUAUGUAUAAUCCAACCUUUCUUAGGUAUAUGUAGCACUUAAUUGAAUUAUAUAUGGUGUU